AUGGGGGGCAAGGAGCGAGAGCGCGAACCGCCACCGGCCACCGACGACGAGGAUGCGACGCAGGCGACCACGCAGGAAGGCGACCACGCAGGAAGGCGUCGUGGGGGAGUCAUCCGGCAAGCGCAGCCGACAGCACAGCAUCACCAGAUCACCGCUGGGCUCGCAAGCAGCGCAAAGCGAAGGGCCGCCGCCAUGUCGCAAGGGGAGCGGGCGACAAAACGAGUGGCCGACCAGCAGCGACGCCGCCGUCAGCAGCGUGAGAGCAAGGAAUCACAGCCAGCACCGAUCACCUUUGACGCUGCGGUGGCAAAGGUCGCGUCGGAGGCAGCUCUCGGCGUGGUUGAGGUUGAGGAUUUCCGCGACUGGCUGCUCGACCCACAGCAAGCUGGACAGCCGAUUGAUGGUGAACGCAUCACCGAGUGGCGCGCAUCCGAAGCGUACGAGCGCGCCCGGCUCGAGUACAUGGACGGUUGCAUGUGCGAGGGUGCGUGCACGUGCACCUACGAUGGCGUAGGCAUCGCCCCAGACGUGCCCGGAGUCACCUGCGACUACUUCGACGAGGCGCUUUUGGAGCCGCGCGCCAACGACGGGCAGCCAUCAGGCGUGGAUUGGUCGACACUCAAGCAAGCUGGGCCACGCAAGCUUUCGUUCCUGACGGUUGAUCCGGACCGUGCCCACGACAAGAGGAUCGGCGACGAUCUCGGCAUCGACUCACGCGUGGCCAACGCCAAGAGGCGGCUCCGCCGCCUCCGGGACUGCAUCGACGACGUCAGCGCCCUGUAUGCCAGCUACUCAAAGGACAGCGCCGCGGACAAGAAGGGUCGGCUGACCCUCGUGCUCCCCGAACUGAGCGAGUGGGUAUCGGAGGGUGCCUGGAUCGGUGCGCCCGCCGUUGGCAGCGCCGUGGGGAGCGACGCCACGCGCCUCGUGGCGAUUGCGCAGCUGGUGAGGGCGGCGCGGGCAGGCAUGGGCGAGAAAGCUGUGGCAGAGCUGCACGCCGCGCGGAGGCGAGUCGCCGAGGGCGGCAUCGAGGUGCUGCUGGCGCUGGAGAACCUGGUGCUAAGCGCAUCGGUCGAGCGGGAGGCUGCGGCCCGCGCUGUCAGAAAGGCCACCGCCGCGCGGGCCGCCUGCGAGGAGGAGCUGGAGAAGGCGCGCGGCGCGAGCGAGGCGAGGCGAGAGGCCGCCGUCGAGAAGGCGACGGCGGCGCUCUACGCGGCGGAGAGCGACAUCUUCCGGGCCGAGGACUUGCGGAGGAAGGCGGACGAGGAGCUUCAGCGCCUGCACGGCGAGGCGACGGCCGAGGCGCUGCGCGCUGCGGAGACGGCUCGCGUGGAGGCGGAGGCGAAGGUGUGUGCGGGGGCCGAGGCGGUGCGGGCAGCGUACGGCGGCCUCGCCGAGGGAGUGGCGAGGGUGCUCGCCGCGCAGGGCGCCUCUCCGGCGCCCGCGCCUCGCAGAGAGGAGCCGUCGGGCGAGGAGCCGCUUGGUGCGGACGGCCGUGGUGCCCUCGAGGGCCGUUUCGCCGCCCUGCUGGCGCAAUGGGCCGUCGCGCGGCGGCGGUGCGACAAGGCAAAGGCGCGCUGCGAGGCCUUCCGCAGGCACGGGCUCGAGGUGGCCGCGGCGCCGCGAGGCGAGGCGACGCGGCUCGGAGAGCUCGCCUCCGCCUGCGAGGAGGAGAGGGCGGCGGAGGAGCUGCGGGCGCUCCGGCUGUCGGACGAGGAGCGAGUCGCCGCGACUGCGGCGUGCGACCGCGCGAUCGGCGGCCUCCAGCGCGAGCUCGGCAAGCUGGCCGCGCGUCUGAGCGCGAACUGCGACAUGGUCUCGCAGCACCAGAAGCUGUUCAAGAAGCUCGCCGCGACGGAGGCGAAGGUCAAGGCGGCGGCCAAGCAGGCGGACGGCGGUGAGCCGCUCGAGGCGCGCCGCCGCCGCGACGAAGCGCCCCCGAGACGAGUCGCGGCGAGCGUUGUAGGGUCGAAGGGGGACGCGCGGCGCGAGGCGGCGCUGGCGGCGCUGCGUGAGCGGGCAGACGCAGAGCGCGCUCAGCUGGAUGCGUCGGCUGGCUUCAUCGACAGGCGGGCGGAGGAGCUGAAGGCGGAGGCGGACGCCGGAGCCGCGCGCGCUGUCCGCGAGCCGCUGGCGGUGUGUGUGCGCGAGUACGCGCUCCUCUUCACCACGCGCUGCGCUUCGGCAGAGGGCGUGGCCUCGUGCAACGCUGUGCUUGCGGCGAGCGGCGAGGCGGUCGCUGAGGCGGCCUCUGACACCACCGCUUCGUCACCUCGCGACCCCUCUCCACCUCGCGACGAGACGGGCGCCCAGCGUGUCGAGUCCGCUCCAGGCACCCCAGGCAACCCGUUCGACGGCGAGGCCGAGCUCGAAGCGACGGCCAGCGAGGGCAGCGAGGACUGA
Messenger RNA from Emiliania huxleyi CCMP1516, 2403 nucleotides. RefSeq lists its product as hypothetical. Lineage: Eukaryota; Haptophyta; Isochrysidales; Noelaerhabdaceae. Bases 1 to 2403 code for a protein of 800 amino acids. The record is from RefSeq and is a predicted model, not a curated record. The transcript has 2 exons.